AUGGUCCAAAACCUCAAGGCCUCGACGCUGAGAACUGAUUGGAGGAAGGCUAUGGCAAGUGCGUUAGUUGAGAGAUUUGAGGGUUGGGCUGUGUUCAGAUCUGGUCGCUGGCCCUCUCAAAUCCCUCUCUCUUUCCACAUACUCCCUAAAUUCUAUGGUCCUUAUGAAAUUUUGGACAAGGUCGGGCUUGUAGCCUAUAAACUUAAGCUGCCUCCAACUUCAAAACUUCAUCUAGUUUUCCAUGUUUCUUGUUUGAAGAAGCAUCUUGGGCCAGCUGUGUCUCCUUCCUUGUCACUCCCUGUUAUUACUGAUGAGGGCAUCUUACAAGAUCAUUAUUUAGCUAUUUUGGAAAGAAGACUCGUUAAGAAGGGCAAUGCAGCAUGCACUCAAGUCCUUGUCUUGUGGCAACAUCACACUAAGGAGGAAGCCACUUGGGAGGACUAUGAUAAUUUUUUCGUAAGGUUUCAUGAUUUCCAUCCUUGA
Molecule: messenger RNA, 483 nt
Organism: Prunus armeniaca (apricot)
Lineage: Eukaryota; Viridiplantae; Streptophyta; Magnoliopsida; Rosales; Rosaceae
Source: the annotation of a GenBank genome assembly